Molecule: messenger RNA, 1005 nt
Organism: Cygnus atratus (black swan)
Lineage: Eukaryota; Metazoa; Chordata; Aves; Anseriformes; Anatidae
Gene: ALX3
Product: ALX homeobox 3
Exons: 4
Coding region: 1-1005 (334 amino acids)
Biological process (GO): regulation of transcription by RNA polymerase II
Molecular function (GO): RNA polymerase II transcription regulatory region sequence-specific DNA binding; DNA-binding transcription factor activity, RNA polymerase II-specific
Source: RefSeq, a predicted model, not a curated record
AUGGAGGCGAGGGACUGCCCGGCCUUCCCCCCGGGCCGCCGGGCCGAGCCCCCCCCGGGGCCACCGCGGACCCCCGGCCCCUUCGUGGCCGGGCUGCCGGGACCCCCCCGGCACCCGCCGCCGCUCAGCCCCCACUGCCCGCCGGACAAGGCAGAGCCCCGGUACCUGGGGGCCGCCGGCCCGGGCCCCCUCGCCGUGGCCGUCAGUGGGAAGCCCUUCUACCCGGCCGGGGCUGCAGGUGGUGAGAAGGGAUGCAAAGGUGAGUACCAGGCGGUGCCCGCAUCCUGCCGGGCCCCCAGCAAAGCCCCGGGACAGCUGGGCUGCGUGCAGGCAGCACCCCUGGGCAGCCUGCGGGAGCACCCGGCUCCCCCGCUGCCCGAGUCCCUGCCGCUGGGCAGGAGCAAGAGCAAGAAGCGGAGGAACAGGACGACCUUCAGCACCUUCCAGCUGGAGGAGCUGGAGAAGGUUUUCCAGAAGACGCACUACCCCGACGUCUACGCCCGCGAGCAGCUAGCGCUGCGGACGGACCUGACCGAGGCCAGGGUGCAGGUCUGGUUCCAGAACCGACGGGCCAAGUGGCGGAAACGGGAACGCUACGGGAAAAUCCAGGAGGUGAGAAACCCCACAGCUGCCCACACACCCCGCCUCUCCCCCGCCUCACCUGGGGCCUCCUGUGCCUUUUUGCAGCUGCAGAGCAACCUGUGGCCGAGCCCCGGCCCCGGGAGCCCGGCGGGGCCCUGCCUCGUGGCCCCCGAGAGCAUCCCGUCCCCGUGCGUGUCUCCGUACCCCCACGCUCACAGCAACGUGGCCGGCUUCGUGGGCAUCCCCGCCUCCCCCGGGCACCCCCCCGGCAUCAGCAGCCUCUACUCCCUGCACGGCCUCCCCCCGGCCCUCGGCGGCCGCCCCUUCGAGCCCCCUCCGGAGAACGAGUACAAAGCGCCCGCGCUGCUGGCGCUGCGGAUGAAGGGCAAGGAGCCGGGCAGCCUGCUGGGCUGGACCACGUAA